GAAGAGGAGGAGGAGGAGGAGUAGAAGCAGCAGCAGUAGAUAAUCCCAGCAGCAGCAAUUAUCUAAAUGAAAAUGCGAAAUCAUCAAGAAAACGGAAAUCAUCAGCAGAGCUCAGCCACGACGACAGCAAUAGUAGCAACAGCAACAGCAACAAUAACAGCAACAACAACAGCGACAGCAGCAGCAACAACUACGACAGCAACUGUGACAAUGCCUUUGGAUAGCACCAAAAUGGACAACGCCAAUGGCAAUCACAACAGCAACAUCAGUAACUCCAACAACAACAACAACAACAACAACAAUCACAACAGCAACAUCAACAACAUCAACAACAACAACAUCAGCAGCAACAACAGCAAUGGACAAAACGACAAACUGUCCAAGUUGUUGCUGCCCGCACUUAAGAACAACUCCAAGGAUGCCUCGCUAACCCAAUCACAAUCACAGUUGCAAUCACAGUCGCAGUCGCAGUCACAGUCGCAGUCGCAGUCACCGUCACCGUCACAGUUGCAAUUGCAAUCGCAGCGUAGGCAACAGCAAUUUACGCCCCUCAAUGUUUUGGAUGCGGCCAGCAAUGCCAGCUUUAGUUCCGCAUCAGUUGCCGGCUCCAUACAGGAUGAAAUGCAGCUGCCACCCACGCAGCAACAGUUGCAGCAGCACAAGCAACAAUCGCUGCAGCAUUUGGAUCAAUGCGGCCUCACGCAAGCCGGCCUGGAGGAAUACAACAUACGUGCCUCGUCCUACUAUGACCAGACAACGUUCCAUCAUCAGAAGCAGGCGUCCUAUGCACAGUCCGAGGGCUACCACAGCUACGUCUCCAGCUCCGAUAGCACGUCGGCAACACCGUUCCUAGACAAAUUACGUCAGGAGAGCGAACUGCUCUCGCGCCAGUCGCAUCAUUGGUCUGAGAACGAUCUCAGCUCUGUUUGCAGCAAUUCGGUGGCUCCCUCGCCCAUUCCGCUGCUCAAUCGACAAUGCAACAGCCACGGCAACGGCAGUAGCAACAGCUCCCAGCAUCACAGCCCCAAUAGCAACAACAACAACAACAACAACAGCUCUGAGAGCACCUCCUCAACGGAAACGCUGAAAUGGCUUGGCUCAAUGAGCGACAUUUCAGAGGCGAGCCAUGUGACGGGCUACAGUGCCAUUGCCGAAUCGGUUUCCUCCUCGCAGCUGAUUGUGCACAGCUCCCGGGUGCUGACGCCCAAGCGGCAUCAAAGCGAGAGCGUGCUCUAUCUGCACGACAACAGCGAGCCAACAGCAGCAGCAGCAGCAGCAGCAACAGCGACAGCAACUCCUGCUGCUGCUCCUGCUGCCGCUCCUGCUUCCACGGCAGCUGCAUUGCCCGCCAGCCAGUCGAUCUCAGAGGAUGUGAUGCCGCCGCUGCCACGCAUCGAGCAUCGUCACAGUCCCAGCUAUCCGCCGGUGCACACAUCCAUCGCGCUGCAUCGCUUCCAGCAGCAGCAGCAGCAGCACUUGCCAAACAAUUACAAGUUGAGCGCACAAAGUUCCUUGCCCGAGCUGGAGACAACAGCAGGAGCAGCGGCAGCAGCAGCAGCAGCGCAAGAGUCUCGCUCCCACCUGGGCCAAUCCCAGUCGACAGGUGACCUGCAGCUGCACAAGUCAAGCAUUUCGGUGACCAUAUCGAGCAGCGAGGCGGUGGUCACAAUCGCGCCGCAGCCGCCGCCCAGCAAGCCGCAGCUCAGCAAGCUGGAGCUGCACAGCUGCAGUGCACCCAAUGUGGCCAUCUCGAGCAGCAGCAACAGCAGCAGCAGCCACUCGCCAACCUUUUCCAGCACCGCCAACGACUCGUAUCGCAGCAAUCAUCGCCUGUUCCCCGUCAGCACCUACACCGAGCCGCUGCAGAGCAACAGCUCGCAGUAUGUGCAGCAUCCGAAGCCGCAGUUUAGCGCCAAUCUAAACAAGUCCAUCAAACACCCUGUGAUAACGCCCGCUGGGUCGGCUGUGCAGCCCGCCUGGCAUUCGGUGGCUGAGCGCAUCAACGACUUUGAGCGCAGCCAAAUGCUGGAGACACCGAAGUUUGGCUACCUGGAGCCAAGCAAAACCCAUCGGCUAUCGAAUCCCGCGCUCAAGGCGCUGCAGAAGAAUGCCGUGCAGUCCUAUGUGGAGCGCCAGCAGAAGGAGGAGCAACAGCUGCUGCGCUCUCAGUCGCACUCGCAUUCGUAUCAGGCGCUGCAGCAGAUCGAACGCAAAUCGCUGCCCAACAAGCUGAGCCCAUUGAUGGUGGGCUUGCCCAGCACCAACUCCAACUCCAAUUCGAACUCCAACUCCAAUUCGAACUCCAACUCGAACUCCAACUCUGGCUGCAGUUCACCCACACCGCCGCCGCCGCCGCCUCGCUCCCGCUCGCUGCUGCCCAAUCUGCUGCGUCGCUCCAGCUCCGCCUCGGACUAUGCGGACUUUCGUGAGCCGCAGCAGCAGACGCAGCAGCUGAAGCCGCCGAGCAUACGGAACAUAAGCAGCGCUGAGAAAUUGUCGUUCAAUGAUUGUGGCAUGCCGCCGCCGCCGCCACCGCCGCGCGCUCGCAUUGCCAUGCCCACGCGCCGCACCUCCUCGGCCACGGAAUAUGCGCCAAUGCGGGAGAAAUUGCUGCUGCAGCAGGCAGCGGCGCUGGCCCAUCAGCAACAUCAUCCGCAACAGCAUCCGCAACAGCAUCAGUCGCAUCAGUCGCAUCAGCCACAUCACUCACAUCAUCCACAUCAGCCGCAGCUUCAUCAUCGUCCGGUGCAGCAUGUGUAUGAGCGGCCGCCCGAACGUCCGCCUAAGCAGCCCCAUUUGCGUGUGCCCUCGCCGGAGCUGCCGCCCCCGCCGCUGGGCGCCGAGCUGGAUACGAGCUAUACGUUCGAUGAGCCGCUGCCCCCACCACCGCCGCCGGAAGUGCUGCAGCAGCGGCCGCCGCCAUCGCCGAAUCGUCGCAACAGCUUUGCGGGCGCAGCCACAGCGAAGCCCACGCUGGCGCCGAAGGUGCCGCCGCAGGUGCCCAAAAAGCCAACGAGCUUGCGGCAGCUGCCACAGCAGUCGCUGUCCAAUGGCGCCGUCAAGCCCACAAAUCUGCCCACAACAAACAGCCGCAAGCGGCCGCACAACAAUCCGCCGCCCAUCCUGGAGAGCGCCGGGGCACAGCCGGCGCCGCCUCCGCUGCUGCCGCGCGCUCGGCCCACGCCGUGCCACGCCGCUGACAGCGUGAUAGCCAGCAAUCUGGAGAGCAAUCAGCACAAGCGAUCGAACUCGAAGGCCUCGUAUCUGCCGCGUCAGAGCCUGGAGAAGCUGAACAACACAGAUCCGGAUCAUGGCAUCUAUAAGCUGACGCUCACCUCCAACGAGGACCUGGUGGCGCACAGCAAGCCCAGCUACGGCAUUGCGGCGGCAGCCGCUGCUGCGGGCAAGCUGAAAAUGCCCAACAAUUUGCCGGAUGUCUUGCCGCUGGGUGUGAAGCUGCAGCAGCAGCCGGUGAAGCCGAUGACGCCCAGUUCGCCGGGCGAUGUGGUUGUCGCCAUGCGCUACGGCUCCAAUAAUAAUCUCGCAACGAAUGCCACGCCCACGAAUGCAACGAAUGCUGUUGGCGGCAAUAAUACAGCCUAUGCCAUGAUCUAUGGCCAGACGAUGCAGCAGCCACAGCAUCCGCAGCAACAGCAGCAACGGUACUCGACGCCCACGAUGGGCCACGCCUACAGCAGCAAAAGCCGAUCGCCAGCGCCACAAUUUACGCGAUCUCAGUCGUACGAUGUGAAGCAACUGCAGUCCCUAAACGAUGCCACCACAUUCAUCUCCCAGUCACAGGUGGAUCUGAAGCAGGUUGCACAGAAUCUGGAGACGACGCUGGAGGAGGCAUCGCUGCCAGCGACACCGCCGCAGCUCCUCUCGCCGGCCAACUCCAAUUCCGACUGCAGCCUGAGCACCAGCUCACUGGAGUGCAGUCCAGUGAAUGGGAAUGCGAAUGUCAAUAACGAUGCAGCCGCACACAUCUUUCGGGCUGAGGUAGUUAGCACCACGCCGACAACGACGACGACGACGACAGCGACGCAGCCGAAGCCACCUGUCAGCCGGCAGGAGUCGUUGCGUGAGAACAUUGAGAAGAUAACACAGCUGCAGUCACAGCUGAUGUCAGCGCAUCUGUGUGAUACGGCGGGUCUGCUGAGCAGCUAUGGCAAGCCGAGCAGCAGCAACAGCAGCAGCUCCAGCAACUCAGUGGCUACGACAGAGCUGCAGCUGGUCAGCGUGGAGCUGCAGCUGACGGAUGAGGACGAUGCAAGUGACACGGAUAGCACGAAUUUAAUCAAGCAGCAGCUGCAUGCGCUGAUCAAGCAGUUGAACCAAAAAAUUGGCUCGCUCAAAAGUGAGCAGCAAACAAUUUGCGAUGAGUGCAGCAUUAAUGACAAACUGGGCCUCGAUUUGCUGGCCAAGUUAACGGAGAAGGUGCGUCCCAGCGAAGCCUCCAAGUUCCGCACCUACAUCGAUGAUGUGGGUCACAUAACCAGCCUUUUGCUCUCGCUCUCCGAGCGUUUGGCGCAAACUGAUAGCAGUCUAGAGACGAUUAGCAGCCAGCAGGAGAAGAGUACGCUGGCAGCGAAACGUGAACGUCUCUAUGAGCAGCUGGAGGAGGCGCAACGGCUCAAGUCUGACAUCGAUAGGCGUGGCAGCAGCAUUGCCAAACUGAUUGGCAAACAUCUCAACGUUGACAUGUGCGCCGAUUAUGAUUACUUUAUUAAUAUGAAGGCCAAACUGAUUGCCGAUGCACGCGACCUCUCCGACAGGAUCAAGAGCAGCGAGGAGCAGUUGAACGCCUUAAGCGAUGCGCUAGUCCAAAGCGAUUGCUAGCUGGGCUCUCAAUUCAAUUUUCCGUGCUGUCAACUUUAAGUUGAGGGCUGUUUGCGAGAAUUGCCUCAGCUGCUGGUCGGGCUGUGUGUAUUUAACUUAACUUAAUGUGCUUAAAAUUCAACCACAACACACACUAUAAUGUAUAAAUAUUUUAUGUUCAUUUGUGAUUUUCAAUUAGUAUGUAGGGUAAACUAUGUAUCAACCGCAUAUGUGUAAGCAAUUUUUUACAUAAUUAUCAAAAGCAAAGAUAAACUGUAUGCAUUAAUAAAAAUUUUAAAACAAUUUAAA
Molecule: messenger RNA, 5127 nt
Organism: Drosophila arizonae
Lineage: Eukaryota; Metazoa; Arthropoda; Insecta; Diptera; Drosophilidae
Gene: Shrm
Product: shroom
Biological process (GO): actin filament organization; cell morphogenesis
Cellular component (GO): apical plasma membrane; cortical actin cytoskeleton; apical junction complex
Molecular function (GO): actin filament binding
Source: RefSeq, a predicted model, not a curated record